Molecule: messenger RNA, 5047 nt
Organism: Balaenoptera ricei (Rice's whale)
Lineage: Eukaryota; Metazoa; Chordata; Mammalia; Artiodactyla; Balaenopteridae
Product: KIAA1328 ortholog
Exons: 11
Coding region: 71-1822 (583 amino acids)
Source: RefSeq, a predicted model, not a curated record
AUCGGGACCGGGCCUGGAGGUCGGGGUUGGACGGCCCCGGCGGGACGCCCCGAGUGGCGGUUGUUUCAAGAUGGCGGACGUGGCGGGUCACUGCCGCCCCGGCGCGGCGGCGUUCUGGAGCCGCGACUUUUCUGAUGAAGAACAAUCAGUAGUGUAUGUUCCAGGAAUUUCUACAGAAGGAAAUAUCAGAUCAAGACACAAGAUGGUGAAUCCAAAAGCUGAUGUUAAACUUAAGACUUCCAAGGUGACUGCUACUUCAGUCUCCAUGGAGUCUUUAAAAGGUGCAGGAGAUUCAGUAGAUGAACAGAAUUUCUGCAGGGGAGGAAUAAAGAGUGCAUCAUUGAAGGAUUUAUGUCUUGAAGACAAAAGACGCAUUGCAAACUUAAUUAAAGAACUGGCCAGAGUAAGUGAGGAAAAGGAAGUAACAGAAGAAAGACUCAAAGCUGAGCAGGAAUCAUUUGAGAAGAAGAUCAGGCAGUUGGAAGAACAGAAUGAACUGAUCAUAAAAGAAAGGGAAGCUCUUCAGCUACAGUAUAAAGAAUGCCAAGAACUUCUAAGCCUCUAUCAGAAAUAUCUAUCAGAACAGCAGGAGAAGCUCACUGUGUCUCUCUCAGAACUUGGUGCUGCUAAAAUUCAGGAACAACAGGUAUCCAAUAGGAAGAGCACUCUCUGGUCUUCAUCUGUGGAACUGGAUGGUUCCUACUUGAGUGCAGCCAUACCACAAACCCACACUCAAACCAAGCAAAGGCCUAAGUCUGCAAAUCAGGACUCAGCUUCAGAAUUCCUUGCAGAAUUUAGGAAUAAUUCUUUGAAACCAGCAGCCCUUCAUUAUCCCAAAGAGGAUGUGGACAAGGUGCCAUCAGAGACCAGAACAUGUAAUUAUGGAUCCCCAGGGAAAAAACUAGUAGAUGCAGUCGUUACAGAGAAAGUUCCACCAGAGGAACUGAAGAUGAAGGAAUGCCAACACCUUAAGGCUACUCCAUCUAGUCAGUGCUGUGGUCAUAGACUUUCUGAAAAUGCGGAUCAUGUUUGUGAGAGCCAUCCAACAAACAUGGUCCCUCAGUAUUCCAAGACACAUCUGGAAUCAUGCAGGUAUUGUGGGCUUUCCUGGGCAUCUCUGAUGCAUGGCCAAGGGGCACUGCAGCCUAGUGAAACUGAUGUCAAAAAGCAGCUCUCAGAAGAUAGAAGGCAGCAACUCAUGCUUCAGAAAAUGGAGCUGGAAAUUGAAAAGGAACGCCUCCAGCAUCUACUGGCCCAGCAGGAGACAAAACUACUCCUAAAACAGCAGCAGCUGCAGCAGUCUCGACUGGACUAUAACUGUUUAUUGAAGUCAAAAUAUGAUGGCUGGGCGCUUGGAACAUCAUCAUCCAGCAAAAAUUACCAAGACUCCACUAACAAUGGAGAGAAUAGAAGGGAGAAGAAGACAGUUGGGUUUCAGUCACAUAUGGAAGAUGAUGCCCUGUGGACAGGUCAAAAGAAAGAUGCAUAUCAACCCCAAAGAGGGACAAUGGCAGAAGUUAGAAAAGAUGCGUCCACAUCUCCUAUGACAGCAGGAAGCCAAAAGGAGCUUAUAAUCGCAACCACAGCAUCAUUGCAACAUGACACCCCCCGGUAUGAGACAUCUCUAUUGGAUUUGGUUCAAUCUCUGAGCCCCAAGACUGCUUCCAAACCGCGGCCCCAUCGCUCCAGAGAAGCUGGGUCAUGGCAUCACAGUACUUGCCUACUCAGUCGUCUAAAAUCAACCCGGAACAAGACCGGGGCAGGCAGGACCCCUGAAGACCUGGAGGAGGAUCAGAUUCUGGAAGAUAUCUUUUUCAUUUGACACUGAAGCACAUGCUGCAAGAUUUCCGUCAGAAAUGACUUACUAUAUCAACUUGGAGAAUAAUAGAAGAUUUACUGAGUUGGAGAAAAAAAGAAAGUUGAGUAGCAAUGAGUCUGAGAAGGGACUUGAGAGCGUGACCCCCCAAGCAGAACUUCUCCCCGCCUCUCUGCUUGCUUCUCACCCGACAAGAAGGACAGCACAUGCGGCCGCAGCCCGGGAGGGCCUGGCUAGGGGCACCUCCCCGAAAUCUGCCGGCUGAGCCUUUGAACGGAGAAAUGCGGCCAGGGACUCCAGCAGCCUUCUGUUCUGUUCUGUUCUGUCCUGUCCUGUCCAGGGGGAGGUGUUAGAGUGGGGCUCUAUUAGAAAUGAAAACUCUCUCUCCCCAUGAUGUGAAAUCCCUUCCAAAAGCAUCAGUCUGGCUAGAGAGCUGCCCUGCGUACAGCCCUCUCUUAUCACCUGUCUCGCCUCCCUCCUCACCUGGAUGCUUAGCUGGACCAGAGGAUUCAUAGUUUUCAUCAGAUUCUCAAAGGAAUAUGCAAUCCAAAGAAUUCAAGAAUCACUGGUCUUCAGGAAACUCUGAAGCAUCUUUGGACUGUCCACUAGGUACAAGGCAAAGUCCAGUGAUGUGGUUCCUGGCCUCCAGCAGCACCCAGGAACUGUGUCGAGCUGCAAUUAAAGUGCCCAGAAGUCGGUGCAGCCCCAGAGGCCUGAACGGCAGCCCCUAGGAGGGGGACUUCAAUCAGAAUUUCCUGGAAGAUAAGAUAUUGUUGCUGGGCCAGGGCAGGAAGGAAGGAAGGAAGGUGCCCUAGACAGAGCAACACUGUGUCAAAGGCAUGGAGACAGGGACCCCAAGAUGAGUGAGCUCAUUGCUAGGCCUAGAGUUUAAACUUGGAGAGCAGCAGGGCCCAGUGGAAAGAGAACUGUAGAUUCCGUUACUCAGCAACAGUUUCCAGUUUACCUAGUGCUCCGUCAGAGGCUGAGGUUCAAGUCCUUGCUGUGCCACCGUAGCUGUGUGACAUGUGCAGGUCCCUUCAGCAGUGCAAGCUCAGUGCCUCUACCUGCAAAAUGUAGGACAGCACACUUGUGCACAGCCGGCUCACAGACUACAUGGGGAUGCAGCGAAAGGAUGCUCAGGCAUCUGCUGAGUAAACAACUGCGAAGCACUUUAUGCAUAUCGGGUGCUUUUGUCAUUUAUCUGAAGGCUGGCAAGGGGCAGCGCGGAGAACUGCGGAUUCCAUGACAGCCAGGCAAACCUAGGCCGGCCAGCCCCCCAACCCCAUCUCGCUUACCCGCCACAGGUCACCACCUCAUUGAUGCUCCCAGCCCCCUCCUUGGUCUCCAGCAGGGCAGCCCACUGCACACCUGCCUGUUUCAGAAUACUGUUUACCUCCGUCUCUCCCCUCAGCCUGGGCUGCCUUCCUGGGAGUCGGGACUGUGCUCUCAUCACCUCAUACCCUAUGCAGCGUCCUGGCCACCUCUGCUUCAACAGCCCUGACUCUCCAGGCCCCAGCCUUGAGGACCGUCUGGAGCAGGCAGAGUCAAGAGCUGUUCCAGAGCGGGGACCCUGGAGCUGUGGUCCGCCCGCCUCCAUAAGGGUGCCUGUGAGCGGCUCACAGCCCUUCCUUCUCCACCCCAGUCUCCACUCUCCACCUCUAGUAUUUUCACAUCUGUCCCAUCUCUCUUCAGAACCGAAGAUGAUGUUGUUUUCUUGUUUUGCUAGUCAGGCUGCUCCUGGGGAUGAGGGUGGGAAUAGGCACCCCCAGGAGCCAGGACUGGCUAGUGUUUUCUCAGUGGUCUACAGGCAGGAACCACGGUGGGCCCAUCAGGCAGCCCAUGACACCUGCUGCUCAUGUCCAUGUCGGAGGAUUUUUCCUUUCAGAUCCCCAGGACGUUUCCAGGGGAAGAAGGGGCGGGAAGGGUGCUGGUCCCUGGAGCACCCAGUCCAAACGGCUGACAGCUCUCCCCAGGCUGACCCAGCUAAUGCUCAAACUGGCCACAUUUUUUUUUUCAAACAUUUAAUUUUGAAGUCAGACCUACAGAAAAGUUUUAGAAAUAAUACAAAGAACUCCUGUACACCCUUCACUCGUAUUCCCCAGUGUUAACAUUUUAACUCAUUUGCUUUAUCAUUCACUCUUUCUCACACAUAUAUAAACAAACACACAUAUUAUUACUUUUCUUCUGAAAUAUUUGAGAGUAAAUUGCAGACAUAAUACUCUUCUUUUUCCUAAUAAUUCGGCAUGUAUUUCCUAAAAACAAGGACAUUCUCUUGCAUACCCACAGUACCAUGAUUGAAAUCAGGAAAUGAACAUUAAUAAAGCACUAGUAUCUAAUCUACAGACCAUAUUUAAAUUUUUCCAACUUUCCUUUUUAACUUUUUAAUUUCCUUCCCUCAAAUAUCCUUUUCGACGAAAGAAGAAUAAAAUUUAGCCAGGAUCUAAUCUACGAUCAUAAAUUGCAUUAGUCGUCAAAAUGGCUAUUGUCAAAAAAUCCACAAACAAUAAAUGCUGGAAAGGGUGUGGUGAGAAGGGAACCCUCCUACACUGUUGGUGGGAGUGUAAGUUGAUACAGCCACUAUGGAGAACUAAAAAUAGAGCUACCAUAUGACCCUGUAAUCCCGCUCCUGGGCAUAUAUCCAGAGAAAACCAUAAUUCAAGAGGGUACAUGCACCCCAAUGUUCAUUGCAGCACUGUUUACAAUAGCCAAGACAUGGAAGCAACCUAAACGUCCAUUGACAGAGGAAUGAAUAAAGAAGAUGUGGUACAUAUAUGCAAUGGAAUAUUACUCAGCCAUAAAAAAAGAAUGAAAUAAUGCCAUUUGUAGCAACAUGGAUGGACCUAGAGAUUGUCAUACUGAGCGAAGUAAGUCAGAAAGAGAAAGAGAAAUAUCGUUAUGAUAUCACUCAUGCGGAAUCUAAAACGAAAUGACACAAAUGAACAUAUUUACAAAACAGAAACGGACUCACAGACUUAGAGAAUGAACUUACGGUUACCGGGGGGGAAGGGUGAAGGGAAGGGAUAGUUGUAGGGAGUUUGGGAUUGACAUGUACACACUGCUAUAUUUAAAAAGAAUAACCAACAAGGACCUACUGUAUAGCACAAGGAACUCUGCUCAAUGUUAUGUGGCAGCUUGGAUGGGAGGGGAGUCUGGGGGAGAAUGGAUACAUGUAUAUGUAUGGCUGAGUGGCUUUGCUAUACACCUGAAACUAUCACAUUGUUAAUCAACUAU